Molecule: messenger RNA, 2470 nt
Organism: Scophthalmus maximus (turbot)
Lineage: Eukaryota; Metazoa; Chordata; Actinopteri; Pleuronectiformes; Scophthalmidae
Gene: ubox5
Product: U-box domain containing 5
Exons: 7
Coding region: 118-1980 (620 amino acids)
Biological process (GO): protein polyubiquitination
Cellular component (GO): nucleus
Molecular function (GO): ubiquitin protein ligase binding; ubiquitin-ubiquitin ligase activity
Source: RefSeq, a predicted model, not a curated record
GUCCUUUCGCGGCUUCCUUAGUUGCGUCGGCUAGGCUAGCAAGUGGCUAGCAGCUUUUAGCUACCUUCUACCCGAAGAGCCAACUAAAGAGUCGACGACAACGCAAAGUUGGAGACUAUGGUUGUAAAUCUAUGUCUGCCGCACUUUUACACAACCGUUCAUUGCAACAAGCUGUGUGCAGACGGCUAUGAUGUCACAAACCUCGUGUCAGCUGACCCUGCUCUCCGGAGGCGAGGCUUCAAGCUGGAGUACUUUCUACGUCCGCCUGUACAGGUGACGGUAAACUUUGGCUUCCAGGUGGAGCUGUGCAGGGUGGAUGUGGAGCUGUGGUCCUGGGGUAUGGAUCGAGGGCAGGCCUGCAAGAGACUGGAGAUCAGCACCAGCUCUGAUUCGCUACCUUCCCACAAUUUUGGUCCAGGCCACAAACAAGUUCGGCUAAGUGAGCAGACGCAGGUUAAGGGCCAGAAUGAACACAACAAAAGAAAACGGCAUGAGCGUGACAGUAAAUCUCACCAUUGCAAUGCUCGACAGCACGCUCAAACAAACGCUGAAUCCCAUCAGCCUGAGCCAGAGUUUAGGCUAGUAGGUCGUUGUGAACUCAGAGAGGAAACCCAAGUCAGUUUUUCGAGUUCAAAUUUUCGUCCCCGGCCCCCGUUCUCCUCCCCACCACCCACACAGCCUGUGAACUGUCGACAAGAGGAGCUGUGGAGCCGGGGCGUGCUUUCGUUGGGUGCCGUGACACAACUUCGCGUGACCGUGCCAUUUGGCGGUGCCGCAUCUGCGCUGGGGUUCAAGGCUUUGUCCGUGUGGGGACAACCCGCCCGCUGCUGCCCUGCAGAAGAGGUGGAGAAGAUUAGGACGGUCCACGAGGCCAAUGAAAGACGGCAGCAACGACCUGUGUUCUUCACCGCUACCGGCAGUCAAACCAAACAACCACUGCAAGCAACCACACAUCCAAGCAAUCUUCCCAUCCCAGAGGAGUUCCUUGACCCGUUAACCCAGGAGGUUAUGACACUGCCUAUGCUGCUGCCAAGUGGUGUCUCAGUGGACACCACCACUCUGGAGGAGUGCCAGAAGAGGGAAGCCACUUGGGGUCGACCCCCGAACGACCCCUUCACCGGGGUCCCGUUCACUUCAACCUCCCAGCCUCUUCCUAACCCCCAGCUGAAGACCCGAAUCGACCACUUCCUCCUGCAGAGAGGGGAGGUGAGGCGGGACGGGAUGUUAGGGAGGUGCGGGGAUGGGGAGAAUCCACAAGCCUCUAGACUUAUAGCCCCUAGGGUAGACGGAACAUCCCAGAACUCUCAAUUUCUCAGUGAAAGCUCAAUAAACGAUACUGCUGACACGAGAACGUCAAAAAGGACUACACAAGUAGAAGACCCUGGAUUAGGACAGUCAUCAGAUCGUGGGUAUCAUGUAACCAACUCUCAGCUUCUCGCUACAGAUAAUAAAUCAGAGUUUAAUCAGAGGAAGAAACGAGAUCUAAAUGGAAAUUCUGGAGAGCCAACAGAAGAGUUCGAUGAGAAGCAACUACGACCUCAAACGAAAAGACCAAGAGUUGAUGCAGUUUCCGUCCCCAGCUGCAGCUCCCAUGAGCAGCGAUUGUCAGCCAGCCUGGACGAGGCCCUCUUCUCCGCCCUGCAGGGCCGGCCCUCCUUCACCUCAAACUUGUCCCAGCAAAGACGGGUUACGCCCGACCGUGAACCACUGACAACCACACAUGAGUGCCAGAUUUCAAGCGCUACAAACAUCGGUACAAGUGAGAAGACAUGCUGUGCGUGUUCCUGUUCGGUCUCCGUUUACUCCACGUCUGCAUCGUCCAUCUACCGCCUCACCUGCGGCCAUUUGCUCUGCCGUGCCUGUCUGCGUAGGCAACCGCCUCCUCUCAGCUCUGUCUCCACAGUGACAUCCAAUCACAUCUCGUGUCCCACCUGCCAAAGCCCGACCCCGCGCGGUGACGUCGUACGUGUGCAUCACUGAGAAAGGCAAAGCAUCGCUCUUUGUAAAGCUUGCAAGGAAUCAAGGAGGAUUGUUCUCAAGGUGAAAAUGAAGCUGCACCCCAGAUUUAGCGCUUUAUUUGUUGUCCUGUUGAACUGAAAAGUGAGUUACAUUGCCGGAGUUUGCCGCUGCCUCGGUUCCCUUCAGAGUUUAUCUUCACGAAUCAUUGUAUGUUGGGUAUUAUAAUAACUACUGAGGAGGUUAAUUCUUCUCUGAAACUUUUCAGAUUAUUCAUCUUUCAUUUCCCAUUAUUUUGUAUCACAUCAAAUCCAUGCGUGUACUGGAAGUACUUGAAUUCUAGCAGCAAAUCAUAGACUUUUCCUUGGACCUAUUGACGUCACAACAUCAGAUUUCACAGGCCAAACAAGUUUUCAAUGUCUGCAGCAGAAGAAAGGGCAUGACUGAAAGCAAAUAGCUUUGUAAAAAUCCUGUUAAAAAAUUACACUUAAGAAUGGUCUUCUCUUCCACCUCC